Armigeres subalbatus is the source of this 1259-nucleotide messenger RNA. RefSeq names its product DNA repair protein RAD51 homolog 1 (gene spn-A). The transcript is spliced from 3 exons. NCBI's taxonomy places the organism in Eukaryota, Metazoa, Arthropoda, Insecta, Diptera, Culicidae. Gene Ontology annotation, molecular function: ATP-dependent DNA damage sensor activity; DNA strand exchange activity; single-stranded DNA binding. Bases 108 to 1133 code for a protein of 341 amino acids. Gene Ontology annotation, biological process: chromosome organization involved in meiotic cell cycle; reciprocal meiotic recombination; double-strand break repair via homologous recombination. The record is from RefSeq and is a predicted model, not a curated record. Gene Ontology annotation, cellular component: condensed nuclear chromosome.
AACUCUUCUUCUGUUGAUUUCGAAAAUAAAAUAAAAUUUAUUUAAUAGUUAAUAAUAGUUAUUUAAUAGUUUUAGAUUUAAUUUUAAGUUGACCUUUAAUUUAUGAAAUGGCUCAGCAGAUGGAAAAAAAUGUUGCUUCGGCUGUAACCGAGGAUCAGGAAGAGGACGACUGUGGACCCCUUUUGAUCGGAAAAUUGGAGGGCAAUGGAAUAACGGCGGGUGAUAUUAAAAAGCUAGCCGAAGCCGGAUUCCAUACAGUUGAGGCAGUUGCCUUCGCUCCGAUUAAACAUCUGGUUGCCAUCAAAGGGAUAUCGGAGGCCAAAGCCGAGAAGGUACUGCUAGAGGCAACCAAAUUGGUCCCGAUGGGAUUCACCACUGCCACCGAGUAUCACCAGAAGAGAUCGGAGAUCAUCCAGCUGACAACUGGCUCAAAAGAGCUGGACAAAUUACUCGGUGGAGGUAUCGAAACCGGAAGCAUCACAGAACUAUUUGGUGAAUUCAGAACAGGAAAAACUCAAAUUUGUCACACAUUGGCGGUUACAUGCCAACUUCCGGUGAGCCAGAAUGGUGGCGAAGGAAAAUGUUUAUACAUAGACACUGAGGGUACAUUCCGACCGGAGCGGUUGCUUGCGGUAGCCGAGCGGUACAAGCUAGUCGGUAAAGACGUGCUCGAUAAUGUGGUCUACGCGCGAGCCUUCAAUUCCGACCAUCAGAUGAAACUCUUAGUCCAAGCUUCGGCUAUGAUGGUUGAAUCUCGCUACGCUUUGCUGAUCGUAGAUAGCGCGACGGCACUCUUCCGGACAGAUUACAGUGGUCGGGGUGAGUUGAACGCUCGACAGGUUCAAUUGGGAAAGUUCUUGCGAAUGUUGCUUCGAUUGGCGGAUGAGUUUGGAGUGGCGGUUGUUAUAACGAACCAAGUUGUUGCACAGGUGGACGCGGCAGCUAUGUUUACGCCAGAUCCGAAAAAACCUAUUGGAGGUCACAUAUUGGCGCAUGCCUCAACGACGCGCUUGUAUCUGAGGAAGGGUAGAGGUGAGACACGAAUAUGUAAGAUUUAUGAUUCGCCAUGUUUACCUGAGAGUGAGGCCAUGUAUGCAAUCAAUGCGGAUGGAAUUGGAGACGUGAAGGAGUGAUUCUGGAGAAUAAGGUGAGGUUUGAAGAUUGAGCAAAUCAACUCUGCUGUACGAAUUGGUUACAAUCAAAUUUGUUUCUUGUUUUAUACGUUGAAUUACAUGUUCUGUAUAGAACUACAUUUUCCA